GAAGCAUGGCGCGGAUUGUGUGUUGGAACGUUUUCCUUCGCUGCGGGAUCUGGAGGUAACGCCGGUGUCAUCGCAGGGCUCGAGCCAACAAACGGUGGCGGAGCUGGGAAAAGACUCGUCGUUUCGGUCAAGAAUCUCACGAUGGACGACAUUCUUGCUCGGAGGGCGGUAUUUCGUCCAAGAAGGGUGUCUGCUGCCGCGAACCUUGGAGCUAACGUUAGCUUGCAAGAUGGCGAGGGGUUCUAUGUAUCCACUACCCGAGAAACUCAACCUGAUUUGGGCAGAAUAAGUUCUUUUGGUGGAAGGAUGGAGAGGAGGAAUUCGGCUCCACAAGUAGUCCACCAGAGACAUAUGCCGAUGGAGCCCAAGAAGUUUCAUAUACCGAGGAAAACGAAGGAAAAGAAGGCCCUGUUCCAGUAUAUCUCCACUGAGUCCAGGGAAUACGAAGACAUGAAGACCAUCCUAACAUCCAGCUACAUUGACACCAACUCUACUGGCUGCUUUACCUACCGCAAUCCUCGGCUUGUUCACAGCGAGCUACUGGAAAAGGAGUUUGUGGAAAAGAGAAAGGAGAUGAAGGCCGAGGGGAGGACAGAUAAGGAGUUGGAGGAGAGUUACUGUUUUUUGUUAACUAAUUUUCUCGAGCUGACUUCUCUCUGUGAGAAGGGGCUGACUUUGGGCCAGACCAGGAUCACUGUGCUGGGAGACCCCAAUAAAGGUGUGUAUCUGUCCAGGUAUUCCGAUCUGCUACAGAUGAACUCCUUCACUCCUGGAACCACAGGGGAGAUAAUCAUCUUUAAAGUGAUGAAGGGAAAAGUGAAGAGCAUCUAUGAAAACAUGAAGAAUGUUGUUGACCCAACGCCUCGCUUCGACAGCCAUAUUGCUAAGAAUGCCAGUAAAAUAACAUCACUAACAUGCUACCGCGCCUUUGAGCUCACACAGCAAUAUUUUUACGAGUAUUCAUUUGACGAGCUGCGGCAGAGGCCUCGUCAGGUGUGUCCAUAUGCCGUUGUCGCCUUCCAGAUUAAAGGAAAAGAUGCUCCACUUCCCAACAAACCUUUAACACCCAUCAGGUUAAACAGUCAGUCAUCGGAGAGCAGUAAAGCUCAGUUCACAGUAUGGAGCGGAGAGUUAACAAAAAAUAAUCGGGUUCUCUUUCAAAUCUCUCUUUGUUCCAGCUCAUCUCCUUUUCUGCCUCAUAGAGUACCAGAGAAGUUGGAAAUUGGAUAUUUGAUGAGGCUUGAUCAAGUGACCAAGCUCCUCCACCCUGGCCUGUUCUCCUACAACCUCUACAACAGCAGCCAAGAAGUUGUGACCAAUGACCAUUACUGCAGUCUUCUGGAGGUGAUUGACAGAAAUCGGUCUACAACCAGUGUGACAAAACUUCUGCAGGAACUGGAGAUAAAGAGAGUGGUUCUGGUGACUCCACUCACAGACAGAGGUUUUCUUUUCCUGCUCUCCAGUGUUCAAAUGGCAACACCUAAUGAGAGAGGAGAGACCUGGAAGAGGUGUCUUCAGGCCUUGUUUGUUUUCCCAGAGACCAGAGACGUGGCCAAAUCGACGUCAAGAUAUACCUCCUCUUCCGAGGAGUCACUGGUAUCUGGUGUCUCAGUAAUGUCACGGCUAAGUGAGUUUAUCCCAGCAUUGCACCAUGCUCUAGUCAAAGCCAGAGCCAACCCUCCUCCUAAACUUUCUAUUGGUGUGGAGCUUCAGACACGGGAAUACCUCACUGGCUUGACUGAUGGCAGUGUUCGACAGUAUUCCAUGACUGCGUAUGACUCCAAAGCAGAUGAGGAGGGACAGUUGUUUCCUCCUCCCAAACACCAUCAGGUUAACAUGGACAGCUAUCUGCAGUCUUACCUGUCCAGCCCCAUGGCCUACCUGCUGUCAGUGGCUCGGGCGAAGGAGGUGGUGGAGGCGCACUGUGGUUCUGUGCAGCCACAAGAGACGAGGCACAGAAACAGUUAUGGUAGCCAGACAGAAGCCAUGGAGAAACGGGCAACAAGCAACAAGAAAGAUGGGGAAACAGAUAAUCAAAAGAUGCAGCAGCUCUUAGACCUCAUUUUGACCUGUAAGAGGAAUGCAGAAAAUGAGGUGAGGAGGGAGGAAGGAGCGGGACUGAAGGCACCGGAGAGGAAGAGGAAGAUGGAACAGGAGACGGCAGAGAGGGCACUUAAAUACUUCAAAGCUUCACAGGGACACAGAAAGCAAAGCAAGAUCCCAGUUGAUGGAAGCAGUGUUCCCUCAGCUCCUGUUUCUCUUGCAUCUGUGAUGGGCUUUUUGGGUUUGAAGGAUGUGGAUCUGAGGGAAGAUGGGUCUGAACUAGCUACCAGACUUACCAAGCAACUGACAGACCUCAUCCAUGCUGCCAAUCAAAGCCAUACUGAGACAAAAGAGGAAGGACCGAAGGAGUCUAAUUUAUUGGGUAGACUGGCUGCAAAGCUGGGCCUGCCAGCUAAUUGUGACAUUGACCUGAGGACACAGGAAGAGCUGGAGGAGCAGACAGCAGGCAGCAUCAGUAGUUUGGAGGGAUUCAGUCCCAGUUCGCACAGUGGGGACACAAAUCACCACGGAGCAGCAGGUAGAGGAGGAGGACGAGUAAUGCUGGGGAGGAAAGCAGAAGCUAAUGAACAGGAGGAGGAAGAGUGGGAGAUCCCGUGGGUCCUCAUCCCCAUUACAGGUCUGUGUUCAGACAGGUACUCUCAGAGAGACAAGAAUACCCCUCAGGAUCCUCGGUUUCAGCACCUUACCAUGGAAACGAUUAUCUCCACAAAACCCAAACCUUCCAGGAAAAGCCCCACCUUGUCUCCUGAGUCUAGUUCUUCUGCCUCCCCCUUCCAGUUUCCAUCCCCUGAGGCCAGCCUUCCCCCCUCCCCCUCUCAGUGCCCAUCACCAGACCCCAGCCCACCCCUUUCACCUUCCCAGUGUCCAUCUCCUGAGCCCAGUCCCCCCACUUCUCCAUCUCAGUGCAUUUCCCCAGAGCCCAGCCCUCCCCUAUCCCCCUCUCAGUGCCCAUCUCCGCAACCCAGUCCCCCCACUUCUCCAGCUUCGUCCUUGCCACCUGAGAUCAACCCUCUUCUGUCAUCCUCCCAGUUCCAGUCCCUGGAGCUGAAUAAGUUCAGCUCUCUUAUUAAGGACCGGAGUGGAGCUAACGAGCAGCAUUUGGCCCCCACAGCCUUCAGGGAGUUUCCAGCACUGUCCGGUGAAAAUCAAAUGAAGAGUGAAGAGCCUUCUCUGUCUACACCCAUCCAUCCAUUUAAUGCUCCAGCUCUAGGGCAGUUGAUUAAACUCUCACCACCACCCACUGAGGAAGUAGAGGAGGCAGAGGGAAAGGUGGAAGAUGUGAAGGAUAACGGUUUAGAGGAGAGAAACGAAUCUCAGCUACCUGAGAAAGGACUGAACCAAUGCAAAGAAGCUGCUGAUAAAUGUAAACCAGAUAAGAGAGAGGUGGAGGAUAUGAUACUAGAGGUAACUAGUGAAAAGGAGAAAAAUACAGAAGUGGAAGGUGGUUCUGUGUUUUCUCCUUUAUUCUCAACUGUUGCUUGUCCUCACAGAAAUAUUGACAGCAUUGUGGACAAACACAUGGGAGACUUUUCCUCUGAGAUACAGCUCCUCCUGCAGGGGGAGCGCGUUCACUACAGCAUCCCACAGCCCCCAAACUCCACUUUAGACACAAAAACGACCACAUCUCAGCACACAUUCCACUACACAUCAGUGUCUCAAUUUUCAGAAUAUGUAUCUUUUUACAACCCCUGCCCCCCAGUUCAGGACUAUGUGAGUCCAUUACGGGACAGCAUUAACAGGAUGCUAAUAGAGUAUAUUGACAGCUGGCCACAACAAAAAACUGACUCUAGCUGGUCUAAUACGGACACCACACUGGCAAGCACUGUUAGCGAUUUUGUUGCUAGUGUCCGAGCAGCUAAUUCCAUACCGGGAAGGGAGGAUGAUGUUUCAGGUCUCCGUGGUGAGCAGACAGUUGCUGACAUUGGACUGUCAGUUUGUCAAGACCCUGCACACUCCAGAGGAGAUGACGUGUGGAGACAUGACACUACUAAUUGGAGUUCUCCAACAUCUCAAGUCACAUUAACUAAUCCUACCUCUGCAUCUGGUCCUGUCUACAAACCUGGUAACAGUUUAGAGAUCAGCAGGACAGUCACUCAAAACAUCAAGCAAACCCAAGAUAACAGCACUCGGAGGACUGUAGUCUGUGCUGCUGUUGUAGAAGAUGAAGGUGAUCUUGCUGUUGCAAACUGCACCAUAACUGUGCCAGGCUUAGGCGCUGCUUCUGUGCCAGUAGCAGAACCUUCCCAGUCCUUUGAGUCAGUCUCUAGCCUGAUUUCUGCAUCCGUCCCUGAGGCCAGUACCGGACCCACUCCAUCUGCCAAAGACUUGAACUCUGUAAUUAAUCAGCUGGAGCCAGAUGUGUUAAACAAUCUGGUGGAGAUUAUGAAAGACAUCAAGAGAAAGUCCCUGCAGUUCUACAUCCACUGCACUGAGCCAGGAGACCAUGUCUAUGAAGAGAUCAAGGAACACCUGUUGAAACUGGGUAAUGUGCCGCAGAGUCCUAUGGACUUUUUAAACCAAGAAAGCUCGGAUAGUGGACUGCUGGUCAUUAUCAAGAACAAAGACAUAGCUGGACACAUACACAAGAUUCCAGGCCUCGUGUCUCUGAAGCGACACUCUUCUGUGGUGUUUGCGGGGAUUGAUUCAUUGGAUGACGUGAAAAACAACAGCUGCAUUGAGCUUUUUGUUUCUGGAGGCUGCAUUGUCUCAGAUGAUUUGGUCCUCAGUCCAGAUGUAGUUACUAAAGAUCAACUGGCUGCUUUGCUGAGGCUCCUGGAACAGCACAGUUCUCCUGAGAGUGUUUGGAGGUGGAAAAUUCACUGUAAAACCCACAAAAAAUUAAAAGAACAGGCCAGGUUCCGGAGAGACGCAGCGAACCUGCUGGAUUUACUUACAUCCUAUCAGAAGCGACAGAUUGUAGAUCUUCUCCCCUAUCAUCACUGCGACAUGAACCCUCAGUCUCCCGACCUCGACUGUCUUAUUGAGCUCCAAGCCCGAUACACACAGUUCCGACACACAGUCUUCCUCACUGAGCGUCAUCACGAGAAGUUCCCUGUUAACUCCAAGGAGGGUAUCAUUGUUGCUGGAAUUGAAGAAAUUCUGCACAACUUCACCACAAUGGUUGGAUGUCACAACAUCAAGGAAAAGCAGUUAUUAGUCGAGGAUCUGCUGGCUCCCAAAGGUCUGAGCAAGCAGCUGACUCAUGGGGACUCGGUCUUAGCCUCUGAACUCUCUCCUUCAGCCGUCCCAGAUCAUAUCCACUCAAUCUCUUCUAGCCACCAACCCCAGUACAACCCUUCACAGUCCAGCUCCAGCAUCCAUGCAUCUGACCAGCUUGUCCCAGACACCUUAUGUGAGGACAGGAUGCCGCUGGCUACAAGCAGGGACAUGGAGUUCCUCCAACAGGCCAUCAGACAGUUAAGAGCAGAGCGCUGGGAGCAGCUUCAACAGUUACAACAGCAGCAGCAGCAGUUAGAGUUGGAGGAGAAGUCAAGAAUCAGCCCUCUCAAAAAUGUAAUUCCAAAUCCUGUUGGUUCAGGCAGUGAUCAUGAAACCCCUCCUUUGGCCCAGGGAGAUCCCACAGAGUCAUCCCAGCACACCCCUGCCAGCAAAGUUGUCUCAGCCACUCUGGAGUCAACCCACUCCAACCUGUGGAAAGAAAAUGGGUGCAACAGCAGACAACAGCCUCCCACAGAGGGAAGGAAGCAAAGAGGGAGCACAGAAGGAGAAGAACCUGGAGAUCAGAUAGAGCGUAGUCCUGAGAGAGUUGUGGGGUUCCACAAAGAAAAGUGGGCUCCAGAUAAUGGUGAUGCAUCAACCCCUUCAUCCAAUCAGAGCACAGCUGCGGCAGCAGGACUGAACAAUCAGACAGAACCAACCAAUGAUAAAGGAGAAGAAAUGACGGCUCAGCAAGAACAACCUGAAAUUUCUCAAGCAGCUAAACCUGAUACAUCCGCAACUUACUCCCAAAAAGACGACAGAUCCAGUAGUAAGACACAGUCGACUCUGGAACAGCCAGUAAGAGCUGAAGUACCACCAUCAAGCAACAGCACAUCCAGUAGCACCGAGGUAACUGGAACAAGAAUCACCGUGGUAACCAACCAGGAAUACUACCCCAAUCCUACCCUGAAUCAUCUACACUUCCAGCAGCCGCAACUGAGACCGCAGCAAAACCUCAACGAUUCGCAUAGCCCAUCGCAGACCCCUCCUUACAGCCAGCAGCCACAGCGGUCUGUGGGCCUCCUGCAGACCCCCCACAUGCCUCGGUUCCAUGGUCAGCCUUUCCCUCCAGGGCCUUUACUGGGGCCACUAACUCCUCUUGGAGGGAUAAGAGGCUUUCUUGGUCCCCCACAUCUCUGGCCAGGAAGUUUAUCCCGAACAGGUGCUCCCCUGGUCUGGGGUUUCCAACAGACAGGUAGAGACUUCUUAAGAGGGUACUACAACCCCGCAGCUCCAGGCAGCAACAUGUACAGAGGAGGGCGAGGAGGAGGCUUUAAUGGGAUGUAGCGAGUCAGUUUCACUACAUCAGCUGAUCCACCCACAUUAACCCUUCUGCUGUGGCUCUGGUACAAGGCCAGAACCAGAGUGAGCAGAAUCCCCUUGUUGUCAAAAGAUCUAAAUGUUUUACCAGUGCCAGACUAACAGAUUAAAUGAGUGUCUCUGUUCUGCACUUGUACACCAAAGUGUAAUAUUAAACACAGUUUCUAAUAUUCCCAUGUCAUCAUCUUCACCAUUCUGGACAUUUCAGUCAUUCAGGCUUCACAAACUUAUCCACUGGGAGAGUGUGGGAAAUACAAACUGUAUUUUCUGGUUCUCUUUAUUUGAUUGUAGCCAAAAUAUCUUCAGCAGACACAAUGCAUUUUAAAAAAAAAUCUCAAAAGCUGUAACAAUAAAAAAAAACACUUUAGACCAGUUUAGACCAGGAAGACCAGGUGUCUCGUGUUAAAGUGACUCAGGCUGCUCAUGUUUCCUCUAGUGGCUUUUUUCGUUGUGUUAAACCUCCAGCAGGAUGUUUAGUAGAUGCUCUGUCUGGAGCAGUGGCUUCAUCAGUAAUUCAUUCAGGCCUAAACAGACACCACAUCAAACCAGCAGUAAAUUACUGUGUGGAGUUAAGUUGUUUCACUUUUGGUCCAUAUUUUGGUUAAUCUGUCUUUUUAUUAAAUUUUUUUAGCCACAUUUUUAAAAAUCCUCCAUUUAAACAAAACCCUUCAUUUACUAUCAGAUAUGUUGAGAAGUAGAUAAAUUAUUUGACAAUUACUUCAACAAUUAUUAAAAUAGUUGUUUAAUUUUCCCUUGAUGCUGUUGUGCAUUUUGAAUUUGGCUCCUCAGAUAACAUCAGCUUAUAACUCAGUUCUUUUGUACUAAUUUUAUUUAUUUCCCGCUCUUGAAAAGCUCUUGACUUCCAGUAAGCUUAAAUCAGUUUUGUGAGCCCACAUGACUGAAAAGUUCAAAGACUUUUGUGAUCCACAGUGUUGAAGUGAUACCGUCCUGGCCCAAUAAAAGUAAAAAAAAAAAAAGUUAUUCAGAUGAAACUGUAAUUAGCACCUCUGAAAUCCCUAAAUAUAUAAGCUUCAUGUUUCUCCUUUAUUUUUAAUUUGUUUAAAAGUAAAGGUGGCGUAUUUAGCAGAUUGUAAAGUUUGUGAUGUACCUGCAACAUGUUUUGCUUCAGUGUGGAAACCAGUUUGCUUCUGUGAUCCCUUCCUGUUAACCCUUAACACUCCUGCCCACGUCGCAGCUUCUGGAUGUAAAUUAGAUUAAAAACAAAAUGAGAGCAGCUCUGACAUUUACACACCUGGAGUCCCGAGAGUCCUUUUUGACUCUAGAGAGAACGAACGACAGGUAUGGACCUCAACUUAGUGUUUUAUUACCGUUAAUCUGUGAUGAAGAAAGACCCUCUGGUUGAACACACCACUAUCUUGAGAAUUUUAGUGUUUGAUGGACAUCGUUUCCUCUCUCUAAGAAACAAGAUGGUUUGAUUUUUAAGCUCAUGAAACUUUUUUUGGUUAGGAAAUUGAUUGUUCAGGACAUUUACAGGAAACUGGACAAACUAUAUAAAAAAAAAAAAUCUGUAAAAGAAUCUGAAGGACAAAAUGGCAUGCACGUGCACGUCUUCCAGGGGACAGUUGUAAAAAAAACAAAACAAAAAAAAAAGCUUUGUACUGAAUAUUUGGUUUGUUAAACUUGGAGCUGUUUAUGUUGGGUUGCUGUUGUAUGUAGAAGAAAAAAAUUGUAACAAACUGGUUUUAACUUAACAUUUUUUUUACAUCAGGUUUUUUUGUAUUAAAAUUACUAUGCGAAAUCUG
This is a messenger RNA of Melanotaenia boesemani (Boeseman's rainbowfish), 8366 nucleotides long. RefSeq names its product transcription activation suppressor a (gene tasora). The record is from RefSeq and is a predicted model, not a curated record. Lineage: Eukaryota; Metazoa; Chordata; Actinopteri; Atheriniformes; Melanotaeniidae. Gene Ontology annotation, molecular function: chromatin binding. Gene Ontology annotation, biological process: protein localization to heterochromatin; negative regulation of gene expression, epigenetic. Bases 142 to 6570 code for a protein of 2142 amino acids. The transcript is spliced from 28 exons. Gene Ontology annotation, cellular component: nucleoplasm; heterochromatin.